CAGCAACGACCACGGCAGCGAACAUGACACCACCUCGAAGGCAGCCACACGCGGAAAGCAGCCCUCCAUGACCGCGCCAUCUCGUGGCGCUGUGGCGGAGGGCGAAUAUGACCCUCUUUUCGACUCUCCGGUGGACGCAGGAGAGCUUUGCUCGGGUCUGGUCAGGGUUGAGCCUCCCAGCCUGAGCAGCGAGGACACAGCAGUCGCGAUUCUACAGCAUGCGAGGCUUCACCCGGAGACCAUCGGCAGCUUCAUCCAGAAGAAGGCGGAGGAGCUGGCGGAGGGAGUCUGUGAUCACCAUCAGCCGCCCGUCAGCUGGCAGGAAGACCCGUCAACUACCUCCUGCGGGCUGCACCAGUCUGCUUCUGCUGUUUUGGCCGCUGUUCGGCUGCAGGAUGUCUUCACCAGGUACAAGGAUGACCCAGGGUACUGCGUGGCGAAAAGGGUCAGGAAUCAGGGGUACUACGACACCGCCAAAGACCUUGGAUGCUUCGGAAGGGGUAACCAGUUGAAAGCGGGGGAGUGCAUGUGCGCGGCUACCAAGGUCUUCGCUGGCGAUGGUAACGACGGACUCCCAACGGAAGUAGUCAAGGCCAUGCUGCAGCACUGAACAGUGUGCUCGCGACGGAUGCAGCGGUGCUCGCAACAGUUUUCCGUUCAUUGUGCCUACCCUAGGGAGGGAGGGGGGCUUGGGAAUAUUUAAAUGCGCGAGUGCGCCCAGGAAAGGAGCGGCGGGGAG
Molecule: messenger RNA, 739 nt
Organism: Ectocarpus sp. CCAP 1310/34
Lineage: Eukaryota; Phaeophyceae; Ectocarpales; Ectocarpaceae
Source: the annotation of a GenBank genome assembly